Molecule: messenger RNA, 2432 nt
Organism: Xyrauchen texanus (razorback sucker)
Lineage: Eukaryota; Metazoa; Chordata; Actinopteri; Cypriniformes; Catostomidae
Product: 5-beta-cholestane-3-alpha,7-alpha-diol 12-alpha-hydroxylase-like
Exons: 1
Coding region: 18-1550 (510 amino acids)
Molecular function (GO): heme binding; iron ion binding; sterol 12-alpha-hydroxylase activity
Source: RefSeq, a predicted model, not a curated record
AACAGCAAAAGAAGAACAUGGGUUACCUCCCUCAAAUCCUGCUUGCUCUAUUCAUCUCUGUCAUAGGUGGUCUUUACCUCCUUGGGGCUUUUCGCCGCAGAAGGGCUGGAGAACCCCCUCUGGAUAAAGGCCCUAUUCCCUGGCUUGGCCAUGUACUGGAAUUCAGAAAGGACACUGCAAAAUUCCUGCAGAGAAUGAAGGAAAAGCAUGGAGAUAUUUUCACAGUACAGCUGGGAGGGUUUUAUUUCACUUUCAUUACAGACCCACUCUCUUUUGGUGCUGUGGUCAAAGAGGCAAGAACAAAACUAGACUUUUCCAAGUUUGCAGAGCAACUGGUUAUAAAAGUGUUUGGCUAUCAUUCCAUGGAAAACGACCACAAGACACUCCAAUCUUCAAGCACCAAAUAUCUCAUGGGAGAUGGUCUGGUUGUCAUGACUCAGGCCAUGAUGAACAAUCUUCAGAACUUGAUGCUCCAUAGUGUCGUAUCUGGGAAUGACAAGGCUUGGCAAGAAACUGGACUGUUUGCUUACAGCUACAACAUUGUCUUCCGAGCAGGCUUCCUGGCACUUUUUGGUAAUGAGCCUCCCAAGGGUACAGGGACUUCAGAAGAAGCAAAGGAAAUUGACAGGCAACACUCAGAAGAAAUUUUCUUGGAGUUCAGAAAGUAUGACCAGCUCUUCCCCAAUCUGGCUUAUGGGGUUCUGAGCCCUGGUGAGAAGAUAGAGGCAGAACGUUUGAAGAAGCUUUUCUGGAACAUGCUCUCGGUGAAGAAAUUGAGCUCCAGAGACAAUAUUAGUGGCUGGGUUCAAGAACAGGAACAGGCUAGGGCUGAGAAGGGCAUGCAAGAGUUUAUGCGGGAUCGGCACAUGUUUCUACUUCUCUGGGCAUCUCAAGGAAACACGGGUCCUGCAGCCUUCUGGCUUCUCUUGUAUCUCAUGAAGCACCCUGAUGCAAUGGCAGCUGUCAAGAAGGAAGUUGAGGAGGUUCUCAGAGAAACCGGGCAGGAGGUAAAGCCUGGUGGGCCACUAAUUGACCUGACCAGGGAUAUGCUCCUAAAAACGUCCAUCCUAAACAGUGCAGUGGAUGAGACUCUCCGUCUAACGGCUGCACCUGUCCUUACCAGAGCUGUUCUGCAGGAUAUGACCAUCAACAUGGCCAAUGGACAACAGUACGACAUCCGCAAGGGUGACAGGGUGGCAGUUUUCCCCUACACUGCUGUUCAGGUGGACCCAGAGGUGCACCCAGAUCCCCUCACUUUCAAGUAUGACCGUUUUCUCACACCAGAUGGAAGCAAAAAGACUGAUUUCUACAAGGCUGGAAAGAAACUCAAGUAUUACAACAUGCCGUGGGGUGCUGGAACCACCAUGUGUCCAGGAAGAUUCUUCGCCACAAAUGAGCUGAAGCAGUUUGUCUUUCUCAUGAUUACCUACUUUGACUUUGAGCUGAAAAACCAGCAUGAAGAGAUUCCAGGUAUUGAUAUCAGACGAUGGGGUUUUGGCUCCAUGCACCCAACCAAAGAAAUUCAGUUUAGGUACAGACUAAGAUUUUAGACUUAGAAACCUACAUGUGCCUUUAUUUCAUGUGCAUUUGAAGUGGUUUCUGGAAAAAAGUUAGUGUUACUGUGUCCUCUAAUACUCUGAAGUGUUGUUUUUACAAUAUCUCAGAGACCAUGAGUGUGUGUGUUUACUGUGUAAUGAAAGGACUUUACUCGUGCUAGAACACUUGUCAGACAAUAACACUGUUAAGAACAUGAUAUUUAUACAUACGUAAACUGUGCAGGAUCAUUACGAAUUUUGAGAUAUCUCCUAUUAUGCAGAUUGCCCAUGUGUUAUUUAAGAUUUUUUUGAUCUCACAUACAGUAUAAAAUAAAAGUAUUAAUUAAAUUCCCCGUCUUUCGUCAUUCUUUAUAACUGAGCUGAGUAUGAUAUAAAACUAGAGCACUGUAUAAAAGAAAAAGUUAGAACAUCCUGUCAUACUACAUGCUUUUUUUCUUCUUUUCUUUUCUUUUCUUUUUUUUUCUGCAGAAAGUGGAUCAAACAUAAGUAGUUCUUAAUCUCUCUAAAAGCCGUGUUAUCCAAGUAGCAUGCUGACACUUUUUAGGCCUAUUUUGAUAAGCAUAGCCAAAUAUUUAGAGAAUGAUAUAUAUUUUAAUAACGUAAUUGAUUUGGCUAGAAAACAUAUGCUGCCCAGCAAUAAUAAGCACUAAUUGCACAUUUAUUUGGGAACUUGUCUAAGCAAACUAAAAUGCCCCAGGUUUCAAUCAUGCAAAUUUUAUAAACAAUGUAAUAGGAAAAUAUGUGCUAAAACUUUCCGCUAAGGAACUCUGUAAUAUAUUUCCAUGACAUGGAAGCAGAGUUAGUUUGGAGGUCCUGAAUUACCAUGCAAUAUGUUUGUCUGUAAAUGUAUAAUAUUUGCACAAAUUCUAUUAUGAU